UGAUUUGAGUUUUUUUUUUGUGUGUGUGUGUGUUCCCUUUGCCGCGGUUUUUGAUUCAGAGGGUUUAUUUAUUGGAUUGGUGAUUUUGGUUGUCUAAUUCUGUUCGGUGCUCAACGAAGUAAGCGGAAGUGAAACUUGGAGGUGUUUUUCCAACACAGGUCUCCUAGAUUCUCUGUGCAUCUUAAAUCAAUUAUUUAAGAGCUUAGAAAUCAGCAUUUUUAUGUGCUACAGCUUGUCAUGCUCCACUGUGUGUUUAGUGUUUAUUAUAAACCAUAAGACUUUCGGGAGCUGAGGGAAUGUCAGCACCUGGGAAGUUUGAUUAUUCUUCUGGUGGGCUAGAUAGGCCUCUAUACAGAUCUAACUUUGCCGCACAGAUGGAAAGAUCUAGUAGCUUUCGCGAGUCCAUGGAACAUCCCGUCCCAUCUCAUCCAAACAUGUUGAGGACCACUUCAUCAAUAGCACAAACCGAUGUAACAAAUUUCUUUCAGUGUUUGCGUUUUGAUCCUAAGGUGGUUGCCGCGGAUCACAAAUCUAUUCGUCAAGGUGACUUUAAGCGGCAUGUGAGUAUUGCUCUUGGAAUACAGGAAGAUGAGUCUCCUAGUGGAUCUUUGAAAGGGAAGUUAAUUCCAUCUCCUAUACCAGAAGAGAUCAAAAGAUUCAAGGCUGGUCUGCGUGAAAACAAUGUGAAGGCCAGGGAGCGCGUAAAAAUUUUCAAUGAAGCUUCCUCUGUAUUUAACAAGUUUUUCCCAAGUGUACAUACAAAGAAGAGGUCUCGACCAGAAGGAUUUUCUACUGAUCGCUUGGUAUCAGGACCAGGCCUUGGUAAAAUGGGAAUUCAGGGUCAGACCCUGGCUGGUGGUUUUGAGCCUGACCAAAAGUUGGACGAACGACCUAAAAGUGGUGUUCCAAAUAAACGAACACGUACUUCCAUGAUGGAUGUUCGAAGCAAUUCUAUUGUUCGACAGUCACCGGUUGUAGACAGAGAUAAAGAAAUAAUGCGGGUAGCAAAUAAUAAUCCAGUUCAGGGUGAAGAUCGAACUUCAAUUGGUAUUGAGGGUUGGGAAAAGUCAAGAAUGAAGAAAAAACGCUCAUCUAUUAAUGUGGACUGUCAUCCUAACUCAGCGUCAAAAGUGGUUGAUGGUUACCGAGACUUGAAGCAGGGCAUACAACAGAAAUCAACGGGCGACUCCCGGUCGAGAUUGAAUGGUGACUCAAACAUGUUAAGGCAAUCGGCUGGUACUGGAGCUAAUGGAUAUGGAAGAUCUGAUAACCUCUCUCAGCAGACGAGGUCAAACAUUCAUGAUGAGUUCAAUUCUUCAAGUCUGGUUGCAAAUACAAAAACAAAUGCUUCAGUUCGUGGGCCUAGGUCAGGAUCGGGACUACCACCAAAACUGUCUCCAGGGCUCCAUAACACUCCGUCCCCAAUUGAAUGGGAUAUCUCUGGCUGUACGAAUAAGCCUCCAACAUUGUCAGGGGUUACACAUCGCAAGCGUAUGACAUCAAAUCGGUCUUCAUCACCACCUGUGACUCAGUGGGCCAGUCAAAGACCACAAAAGAUAUCUCGGGUAGCAAGAAGGACAAAUUUAGUGCCCAUUGUUUCUAGUAAAGAUGAAGUUCCCUAUUCUGAUAAUAUAUCAGAUGCUGGUUGUAGCGAAACUGGGUUUGGAUUGCAUAAACGCUCACCAGCUGCUUCACCUCAAUUGAAACUAAAAGGUGAAAGCAGCUUCUCCCCAGCAGCCUUAUCAGAAAGUGAAGAAUCUGGCCCCCCUGAGAUCAAGUCUAAAGACAAGGGUAAACAGUCUGAUGAGGUUGAUGGGAAAGCUGCACAGAAUAUUCCUAGAGUGUCCAUCCCUGCUUUACAAUCAAGAAAAAGUAACAAGCCUGCCGCUGGUGAAGAGAAUGGGGAUGGUGUGAGAAGGCAAGGAAGGACAGGCCGUGGCUUUUCUUCAACUAGGUCUCUUAACCCAAUGGGAGUAGAUAAACUUAAGAAUGUUGGAACAGCGAAACAUCUUCGCAGUGCAAGACCUAUUUUUGACAAGAGUGAAAGUAAGGUGGGUCGUCCACCCACUAGGAAACUAUCUGAUCGUAAGGCUUACAAACGCCAGAGAGCCACGGCAACAAAUGCUCCAACACUAGAUUUUCAUGUCGGCUCAGAUGAUGGCCGUGAGGAGCUACUAGCGGCUGUCAACUCAGCUGUAAAUUUUGCUCAUAAUUUUCCCAACUCUUUCUGGAAGCAAAUGGACCGCUACUUUUGCUAUAUAUCUGAUGGUCAUAUCAAUUUCAUGAAACAACAGGGAGAAAUUUCCUCCAUGGAUCCUCCGCCUGUUUUGACAUCCUCUGACUUUGAUAGCCGUGUAUGUCCUGAGGAAUUUGCAACUAGCAGGGUGGAUUCCAAGGCUUCUCCACUUUACCAGAGACUGCUAUCAGCUUUGAUUUCUGAGGACUCGGUGGGUGGAAAUGAAGAUUUACAAGUUAAUGGAUUUGGGACCAUGCAUGAUCAUGACGAUGACUCAGAAUUCAGUGUUUUGAAUAAUAUGGAGUUCAAUGGGUUUAAGAACAAUGAAAGGCUGGAACUUGAUGAAUCAGAAGAUGAUGAGUCUGCAAUUUUGUUCAAGGGUGUUAAUAAGUUAGCACACCACUGCAAUGGCAAAUUUCCAGAUAAUUCACCCAUUGACUUCUUAGACAUUGAAUAUGAUAAAUUGGGGAUAGAUGAAAAGAUAUAUCUGGAAGCCCGAUCCAUUGGAAUAUCCUUGGAACCAAUGCCUAGUAUCUCAAACGUGGAGGAUGAAGGGAUUGCUGACGAAAUUAAAAAGUUGGAGGAGGCUAUCUGCAAGGAGGGUUCCAAGAAGAAAAAGAUGGUGGAUAGGCUACUAAAGCCUGCCAUAGAGAUGAAAGAACUUCAGGAAAAGGAGCUUGAUCAGAUUGGUUAUGAUAAGCUCAUCGAGAUGGCAUAUGAAAAGAGCAAGGCUAGUCGGCGUCAUCACAACGCUGGUGGGAAGAAUUCCAAUAACAGGAUUUCAAAGCAGGCUGCAUCGGCUUUUGUUAGAAGGACACUUGAACGAUGCCAUCAAUUCGAAAAGACGGGCAAAAGCUGCUUCAGUGAGCCUGAAAUUAAGGAUAUGUUCAUUGCCAGGUUGGCAACAGCCGAAGAUACUCUUAUGGAUAAGGAGUGUAAUCCGUCGACUUCAACACCCAUGGGCUCACAGCCAAGCUCUUCUUUGGCACGCACUGGGCAGAACUCGGAGAACUAUGCCAGUUAUGUUCUACCAUCUGAAAAUGCUUUAUUAGAACAAGCGACGGGGAAAGAAGAUACAGCAUGGUCCAAUAGGGUGAAGAAGAGAGAGUUGCUGCUUGAUGAUGUUGGCAUCGGGACACAACUCUCAAGUAGUAUAAAGGGGAAGAGAAGCGACAGGGACAGAGAUGGGAAAGGGCAGGCUUCGUCUAGAAGUGGAGGAACCAAUAAGAUUGGCCGGCCUUCGCUGUCCAAUGCUAAGGGUGAAAGAAAAACGAAAGCAAAACCAAAGCAGAAAACAACUCAGAUAUCUCCAUCUGUUAGGGUCCCGGAGCAACCCAAACCAUUAUUACCAAAACCGAAUGAAGUGAACAGCGAGUAUAAUAACUUGGAGGCACUGGAGGAGACAGAGCCAAUUCUCGACUUAUCUCAGUUACAAAUACCAGAUGGCUUAGGAGAUUUUGAUGCGCAACCAGGUGAUAUUAGUUCAUGGUUUAACAUGGAUGACGAAGAAGAAUUCGAUAUCAUGGAGCUUGGAAUACCAAUGGAUGAUCUCUCAGGCCUGAACAUAAAGUUAUGAAGUUACCUCUCCUUCUCUCACUUUAUCUAUCUGUAUAGUCUUUUGUUGGUUUUACUAGUUGACAACAACAACAAAAAAAGCAUAAGGUAAAAGAAAAUUUUUGCUUCCUUGGGCGAAUAACCAACGCAGGAAAUUGGUUAUUUGGAUGUUAGCUCCAGAAAAUUAGGUCAUAUAGAUUCUUUUCUU
This is a messenger RNA of Camelina sativa (false flax), 3998 nucleotides long. The record is from RefSeq and is a predicted model, not a curated record. Lineage: Eukaryota; Viridiplantae; Streptophyta; Magnoliopsida; Brassicales; Brassicaceae.